Centropristis striata (black sea bass) is the source of this 3635-nucleotide messenger RNA. It is a transcript of the gene marchf11, whose product is annotated as membrane-associated ring finger (C3HC4) 11. NCBI's taxonomy places the organism in Eukaryota, Metazoa, Chordata, Actinopteri, Perciformes, Serranidae. The record is from RefSeq and is a predicted model, not a curated record. Gene Ontology annotation, molecular function: zinc ion binding; ubiquitin-protein transferase activity. The transcript is spliced from 4 exons. Gene Ontology annotation, biological process: protein ubiquitination. The coding region runs from base 312 to 1331 and encodes 339 amino acids.
CCGGCGCUACGGGGCGGUUGAGUCCCGUUGCGAUGCAUGGAGGCUGCUUGGAAAUGCUCCCCGGGUCUCCGGAGCGCAUGAGGCGGUUCCAGCCGACCGACGGGCCGCAGAACCGGGGGGAGCCGGCCGCUGAUCCGCAGCUCUGCCAGGCUGCCACAUCAUAGGUUCGGUUCGGAGGCACAUCCGUGGACAGCGCCGUGAUCUGGAAGCCCGAAGGCUGCAAUACACAUCCCUGCGUCGCAGUGGCGGUGGACACCGUGUGAGCUGUCGGGUGGCAUCUAUGCAAUUUUAUCUCGACUUUUCAAUUUAUUAUGAGCACAGAGGAGGGAGAGGCGGGUCCAGCGUGUGGGGAGGCGAGGGGAGGCACCAGCAUCAGCCACCGCCACACCUGGGAUGAAGGCGAACCGCAAGGCUCCCAAGGACGACGGCACCCCGGCGACGAGGACGAGGCAGAGCCGGGAGAGGAGGGCCAGGAGGGCUGCCGGGAGGGCCGGAGCUGCGGGGAGGCUUGUGAGGGGAACGACGGGGGGAAUUGUUCCAGUGAGGAUGGGGCUGUCGGGGGCACAUCGUGCAAGGAGCAGACGAUGCAUUCAAACUGCAGCAGCGAGAACUGCAUCCCCACUCCCAGCUGCAGGAUCUGCUUCCAAGGCGCAGAGCAGGGCGACCUGUUGAACCCGUGUCGCUGUGACGGCUCGGUGCGUUACACCCACCAGCACUGCCUGCUGAAGUGGAUCAGCGAGCGCGGCUGCUGGACCUGCGAGCUCUGCUGCUACCGCUUCCAUGUCAUCGCCAUCAACAUGAAGACGCCCUGGCAGUGGCAGUCCAUCACCAUCACCCUGGUGGAGAAGGUGCAGAUCAUCGCCGUGUUCCUGGGCUCUCUCUUCCUGGUGGCGAGCAUCUCCUGGCUGCUGUGGUCGGCGCUCAGCCCACAGGCCGUAUGGCAGCGCCGCGACGUCCUCUUCCAGAUUUGCUACGGCAUGUACGGCUUCAUGGACCUGGUCUGUGUAGGUCUGAUUGUCCAUGAGGGGGCGGCAGUGUACAACGUGUUCAUGCGCUGGCGAGCCGUCAACCUUCACUGGGAUGUUCAGAGCUACGAUAAAGCAAAGGACAUGGAGGAGACGAGCACUGGCACUUCCUCGUUGGCCCCCAGGACGCUCUGGUUGCCUCUGGCCACUUUUGGCCCCAGCGGCCGGUUGCACCCCACCCAGCUGGGGCCGCAGCCGUGGGCCUGCCUCUGUUUGGCCCCCUUCUGCCCUGGCCUGGUGUCCCGGAACAACCUGAGCCAGGACAGUGACUCAGGAGAGGUUGUGAUUCGUGUAACAUCGGUGUAACACCAGGCAGGAGCAAAGCAUGUGAUGGUUUGCACUUGGUGGGAACAAUCUGGGCUUCUCUUUAUAAUAUUAUUACACAAUCUGUUGUUGUUGGGUUUUUUUUGUUGCAGAUUUUACUUGUUAAAUGUUCUCUGAAAGGUAUUGUUUGUCUACUUUGGGGCCGGUCCUCAAAACAAUCUCAACAGUUAAAUGCACUCAUGUGUUGUUGUUGCAUUUGUGUUUUAAUCUUGUUUUUUUUCUUUUCUUUUUCCAGCCCUGUGUUCAGCAUUCAUGUCAUCUAGGAGAGAAGGUUGUGAUAAGAAGUAUUAUCAAAAUAUCUUCAGAUAUUCUGAUUGACCUUAGAGUUCCAUUGUUUACUAUAAUAACUAUAAUAACUACAAUUGCCUAUAAUAAUUGAUAUGUAAAUGUUGUUAAAAUUUAAAGGGAAAUAAAUUAAAUUAUUAGAAAUGGAGGCAAGGAUCAACAUAAAUAAUAUACUAAAGAAAUUUAGUUUCAGUGCACAUAAAUACAAAAAAACAUCCGUUAUUACCAACUAAAGUUAAUAAGAUAUUUUGUAUGGUCUAUAUCCCUUCAGUCUGGCUCCAAUCACAAUGAGUGAUGGGCUUUGGCUGACAUGAACACAGCAUAAGGUCUGAUGUGAACCUGAACAAAACAUCUUGGAAAUAUAUCUUCAGAUAUUCUGGUAAAUGUUAGUUUUUAGCACUGUGGUUUCCUAUAAUUUCCUAAGAAGAAACUUUAAUUUAUAGAAAGGUUUCUUACCACUUGUCAUUAGUGGUGCAAAAACCUAUAUCAGUCUAACCUGGACUUUGUGCAGAAUAAAUUAGUUGAAGACUUGGGACUCAUUGCCUAUUGUCUGAUAAUGAUUUAGCUUUUCUAUUAACUCUGUAUAAACCUAUCUGCAAUCAUAGGAAGAAAUCUGUUUCGAGGGACAAGCUGAGAUGUUGUCCACACUUAAAACGCCAUAAAACACAUCAUAAAAGUUGCUGAUUGGACUGUAAACACUUACUGGUGAAUGGAAGAAGUAGUCUUGGCUCUGAUAUCUACCGGCUCCCUCAGAAACACUGGCUGUUGUCCCCAGAGGCUAAAGACAAAGACAUGGCAAAGGAGUCUGCCAUGACAAAACUGGAGCAGACUGAACCAACCCUCCCUUGAAUUACCUCCUUUCAGCAAUUUAAAUAGGUCUGCACAUUGACAUCUAUUUCAGCUAUUUGGAAAAACAAUUGACAAGUCAAAGCUUUGUGGAGAAGACCGACAGAAGUUGUCAUUGCCUGCAUCCAUAAAGAAUACAGACAGAAAAAUAGGCACAAAAAUGACAUCAAGUAAGAUGCAACUAAACAGGCUGUUGUAAGUAGUCAUAAAAAUAACUCUUAAAUUCUGAUAUUUAUUAAAUUAAAUUAAAUGAAUUUUAUUUAUCAAGCCUGGUGGUCAGGGUAUGACUACCUUUGACCCUCACAGCAGACAAGCAAAAACUCCUAAAAACCCAAUAAUUUAUGUUCUGGUACUGUUACUGGAAAUCUCUAAAACAGCUCCUGUGGCCACUAAAAAUGAUGCUGGUGGAAACGGAUUGUCCAGGGAAAACACUCAACACAAUGGUGGGCUAUCAAUAAAAACAAAUUGUCACCAGGCUUCCCUUCAGACUCAGCUGUGCUGACACAUUGCUGUUAUCAUGUUAGUAUGCUACAACUGGGACAUAAACAGAUUAGUCUCUGUUGAUCUUUAAACAUGCUGUAAUGCAUUUUUUUAUUUAAAAAUUGAGCAUGUUAGCAUGCUAACACUGGGUUAUAUUAGGUUCAGAACUGUAUUCAAAAACUGCUGGAAAAGACCUAUCUUUUUUAGCUUUUUUUUUUUGCUUCAUGUUUUAUACAAACAAACCUACCUUUGAGAAGACCAGACCUUUUCCAGCAAGCAUUAGAUGGACGAGGAUGCAGGAUUUAGACAGAUUUCAAAUGAGCACAAAACAAACUGAUGUCAGAGAGAUAUUAAAGUUUUCUGUAUGACUUUUUCAUUUGAUCCUCAGAUGAUUUGUGCCGAUAUAAAUACAUCUGUUGAAAAUUGUGGUCUGUAUGCCAUUCUGUUGAGCUUCCAGGAGCCCUGUGAUGUUUGGGUCGUGGGGUUUUGGGGUUGUGGAUAGGUUCUGGGUUCUGUUCUCGACCCUAGAGUCAUUUGGGUCAUUCGAUUUUUUUGGUGCCUUAGGAGGCUGAGUGACGGCGUCUCAACGCGCAGAAUGUGACUUUUACUGUUGGCUGUAUUUCUAUUUCUUUUGAAUGUAACAUGGAUGUAAUGUAUAAAGAAUAUUUAUAUAAA